Molecule: messenger RNA, 777 nt
Organism: Zasmidium cellare ATCC 36951
Lineage: Eukaryota; Fungi; Ascomycota; Dothideomycetes; Mycosphaerellales; Mycosphaerellaceae
Exons: 2
Coding region: 1-777 (258 amino acids)
Molecular function (GO): protein binding
Source: RefSeq, a predicted model, not a curated record
AUGGCGACCGACGCAGACAAGAUGGCCUUCUUCGCGCGACUGCAUGAGUUCGAUGAGCUCUGCGACUUCACACUCAUCUCCCGUGGCGCCCAAUGCAAGGUGCACCGCCUCGUACUCUCGGCACACUCCAAAGUCCUCGAGAAGGCAUGCGCUGGGGGCUUCGCAGAGGCCUCUCAGCGCACCCUCGAUCUCUCCGAGUACGAGUCCGACAUCCUCGAUGCCUUUGUCGAGUACAUGUACUACUGGGACUACGACUCGAGCGUCGAGAAGCAUUACCCGGCCGAAGAAGGAGUGCUUGAAUUCCACGUCCAGAUGUGUGUCAUUGCCGACAAAUACGACAUGCAGCCCCUGAAGGUCCUCGCCAUCGAGAAGUUCAAAGCCGCUCUGGACAGCGCCCGCUCCGUCGACGACCUCGCAGACGCGGCAAGAUGUGCAUACGACGCCUCGCUGGCGACGGAGGAGAUUCGCGAGGAGAUUGUGAAGAAGGCCGCCAAGGACCCCUUUGUUGGAGUCAAUGCUGCGCCGAAGACUACGCUGGAGGACGUCAUGAUGGAGUACCCAGAGCUUGCUGUCGCGAUCGCUAAGGCAGCAUGCGGACCUGUGUCUCCUGCUACCUCUACGUCCAAGCCAGAGACUCGCUGGACUCUGUACGAGUGUCAAGCAGCAGCGCGCUGUGGCUACACGGGACGCCAGAGAGUCUUUGCGGACUAUCCGGUCCCCAAUUGCCCGCGGUGUGGACGUCUUUUCGCUGUGGUCGACAAAGCAGAGAGCUCAUAA